CCCUCUCUUUCACCCGGCCUCGCUCCCUCCGUCCUUCUUCGUUUUUCUAUCUCCCUCCCUUCCCGGCUUCCCCAACCACCAGCCCUUCCUCCCAGGGCGAGCCCGAAGAUGAAAGACCAGAGGGGAGAAAGUUAACGAAAUCGCCCACAUGCGCUGCAUCAGCCCGAGCUUUUGGGAAAGGAAAUCCGAGAAGGUGGGAGAAGAGAGUUUAAAGUCUUGGCAGGCGGGAAAAUGGCGGACUCAAGCUGAAAGUGUCACUUGGCAAAGUUGGGCGAGCUUUGUGUUCAUCCUCGACGAUCCCCUUGACCCAGAUAGGACACAUGCAGGCCAAAAAACGCUACUUCACCCUCCUCUCGGCUGGCACUUUCGUCGUCCUUCUCUUCUACUUCGGCGGCUUGCAGUUCAGAGCAUCCAGGAGCCAAAGCAGGCGAGAGGCGCGCACUAACAGCGGCAAGAAUGGCUUGCAGCGCCCCGAACGCUACUGGCCCCGAUUCCCGGACGCCCUGCGCCCUUUCCUGCCUUGGGAUCAGCUGGAGAGCGAGGAUUACAACCGGCACGCUUCCCCUCGCCAGAAGCGCGACGCCAACGCCGGCGUCUACAAGGGCAAGAAGUGCCGCAUGGAGUCCUGCUUCGACUUCGCCCUUUGCAAAAAAAACGGCUUCAAGGUCUACGUCUACCCGCAACAGAAAGGGGAGAAGAUCGCCGAGAGUUACCAAAACAUCCUGGCCGCCAUCGAAGGCUCCCGCUUUUAUACUUCGGACCCCAGCCAAGCUUGCCUCUUCGUCCUCGGCUUGGACACCUUAGACCGAGACCAGCUCUCCCCUCAGUACGUGCACAACCUGCGCUCCAAAGUGCAAAGCCUCCAUUUGUGGAACAACGGGAGGAAUCAUUUAGUUUUUAACUUAUAUUCCGGCACCUGGCCUGACUACACCGAGGACGUGGGUUUCGACAUUGGCCAGGCCAUGUUGGCCAAAGCCAGCAUCAGUACGGAAAACUUCCGGCCCAAGUUUGACGUCUCCAUCCCUCUUUUUUCUAAAGAUCACCCAAGGACAGGAGGAGAGAGAGGCUCCUUGAAGUUUAACACCAUCCCCCCUCUGAGGAAGUAUAUGUUGGUGUUCAAGGGGAAAAGGUACCUAACUGGGAUAGGAUCAGACACCAGGAAUGCCUUAUAUCAUGUCCAUAAUGGGGAAGAUGUUGUCCUGUUGACUACCUGCAAGCAUGGCAAAGAUUGGCAGAAGCACAAGGAUGCUCGGUGUGAUAGGGACAACGCCGAGUACGAAAAAUAUGAUUAUCGUGAAAUGCUGCACAAUGCCACUUUCUGUCUGGUCCCCCGUGGCCGGAGGCUUGGAUCCUUCAGGUUCUUGGAGGCCCUGCAGGCUGCCUGUAUUCCUGUGAUGCUCAGCAACGGAUGGGAACUUCCAUUCUCUGAGGUGAUUAAUUGGAAUCAAGCUGCCGUCAUAGGAGAUGAGAGAUUGUUAUUACAGAUCCCUUCUACAAUCAGGUCUAUCCAUCAGGAUAAAAUCCUAGCACUUAGACAGCAGACACAGUUCUUGUGGGAGGCUUAUUUUUCUUCAGUUGAGAAGAUUGUAUUGACCACACUAGAGAUUAUUCAAGACAGAAUAUUUAAGCACAUAUCCCGUAACAGUUUAAUAUGGAACAAACAUCCCGGGGGGUUGUUUGUACUGCCACAGUAUUCAUCAUAUCUGGGAGAUUUCCCUUACUAUUAUGCUAACCUAGGAGUCAAGGCCCCAUCCAAAUUCACCGCCGUCAUCCAUGCAGUUACUCCUCUGGUGUCCCAAUCUCAACCUGUGUUGAAACUCCUGGUUGCAGUCGCCAAAUCCCAGCACUGUGCUCAGAUCAUUGUCUUAUGGAAUUGUGAUAAGCCCCUCCCUGCCAAGCAUCGCUGGCCUGCCACUGCUGUGCCUGUCAUUGUUAUCGAAGGAGAAAGCAAGGUGAUGAGCAGUCGCUUCCUGCCCUAUGAGAACAUUGUCACGGAUGCUGUUCUAAGCCUCGAUGAAGAUACGGUGCUUUCAACCACUGAGGUGGAUUUUGCCUUCACUGUCUGGCAGAGUUUCCCAGAGAGGAUUGUGGGUUAUCCUGCCCGCAGCCACUUUUGGGAUAACACGAAGGAGAGGUGGGGCUACACAUCGAAAUGGACUAAUGACUAUUCCAUGGUAUUGAGUGGAGCUGCUAUUUACCACAAAUAUUAUCACUACCUGUACACUCAUUACCUGCCUGCUAGUCUGAAGAACGUGGUGGACCAACUAGCCAAUUGUGAAGACAUUUUAAUGAACUUUUUGGUGUCCGCUGUGACAAAAUUGCCUCCCAUCAAAGUAACACAGAAGAAACAGUACAAGGAAACCAUGAUGGGACAGACUUCCAGAGCUUCUCGGUGGGCUGAUCCAGAUCAUUUUGCUCAGAGGCAAAGCUGCAUGAACACUUUUGCCAGCUGGUUUGGCUAUAUGCCGCUGAUCCAUUCUCAGAUGAGGCUCGAUCCCGUGCUCUUUAAAGAUCAGGUCUCCAUCCUGAGGAAGAAAUAUCGAGACAUUGAACGACUUUGAGGAGCCCAACUGAGGGGGGUGUGGGUGGGAGUGAGAACUGGAUGGUUCCCCUAGCCCAGCGCAGAGCUACACAGAUCCUCGAGUCAGACCGCGCCGAGAACAACUCAAUCCCAAAAAAAUUGCGACAUGCCAAUGUAGUAGCCAAGUAGCUCUGGACCCAAAGGGAAAUUGGGAUUUGCGCUGGACUGCUUUGAAACACCCCUCAACAGGCUGCAGGUUCCUCAAGACUAGGUUGUGUACAGUUUCAUUAUGGAACAUUAAAUAAUUAUUUUUUGAAAUGAUUGCUAUGCAGGUUUAAACUUUUUUAAUGAUAAAAAAAAAAUCCCUAUUAAAACAGAGUUCUUUCUUUAAUCAAAA
Messenger RNA from Pantherophis guttatus, 2918 nucleotides. It is a transcript of the gene EXT1, whose product is annotated as exostosin glycosyltransferase 1. Gene Ontology annotation, cellular component: membrane. The record is from RefSeq and is a predicted model, not a curated record. NCBI's taxonomy places the organism in Eukaryota, Metazoa, Chordata, Lepidosauria, Squamata, Colubridae. Gene Ontology annotation, molecular function: glycosyltransferase activity.